Messenger RNA from Abrus precatorius (Indian licorice), 1740 nucleotides. RefSeq names its product probable sphingolipid transporter spinster homolog 2. The record is from RefSeq and is a predicted model, not a curated record. NCBI's taxonomy places the organism in Eukaryota, Viridiplantae, Streptophyta, Magnoliopsida, Fabales, Fabaceae. The transcript has 16 exons. The coding region runs from base 20 to 1567 and encodes 515 amino acids. Gene Ontology annotation, biological process: transmembrane transport. Gene Ontology annotation, molecular function: transmembrane transporter activity. Gene Ontology annotation, cellular component: membrane.
GCCUUCUGUGGAGCCAGACAUGUCCACCAACUCCACCAUGAUUCCGACAACUUCAUGGUUUACACCAAAGAGGUUGCUGGUUAUAUUUUGUGUGAUUAACUUGUUAAACUAUGUGGACCGAGGAACAAUAGCAAGCAAUGGUGUUAAUGGAAGUCGAGGAACUUGCACUGAAGGUGGUACCUGCAAAUCUAGAACUGGAAUACAGGGGGAUUUUAACUUGAACAAUUUUGAGGAUGGAGUUCUGUCAUCUGCUUUUAUGGUUGGACUUCUUCUGGCCUCUCCGACAUUUGCUUCUCUAGCAAAGAGUGUAAACCCAUUUAGACUUAUUGGAGUUGGAUUGUCAGUUUGGACUCUUGCAACCUUAUGUUGUGGUUUCUCUUUCAAUUUCUGGUCCAUUGCAGUCUGUCGCAUGCUCGUUGGUGUUGGCGAGGCUUCAUUUAUAAGUCUUGCAGCCCCUUUCAUUGAUGACAAUGCACCAGUUGCACAGAAAACGGCGUGGCUUGCUAUAUUUUACAUGUGUAUACCAGCAGGAUAUGCAAUUGGCUAUGUCUAUGGUGGUUUGGUUGGAAGUCAUCUUGGUUGGCGUUAUGCUUUUUGGGUGGAAGCUAUAUUGAUGCUUCCAUUUGCUAUUUUGGGAUUUGUUAUGAAGCCUUUGCAGAUGAAAGGUUUUGUACCUGCUGAUUCGAAAAAGGCACUGGCAGUUGAGACAGUUGUGUCUGGAGUUCAAGGUGUGCAAUCUUCAAAUGGAAAAGAUGAACCGUUGACCAUGAAGGCAGAGUUAAGAGAUAAAAGCUCCCAUGAACCUCCCAAAUCAAAAUCUGCAAACACAAUACUGGAUCAGUUUUCAAGAUUUCUGAAAGAUAUGAAAGAACUUUUACUUGAUAAGGUUUAUGUUGUCAAUGUUUUAGGUUACAUAGCAUACAACUUCGUCAUAGGUGCCUACUCGUAUUGGGGUCCAAAAGCUGGUUAUAGUAUAUAUCACAUGACUAAUGCAGAUAUGAUAUUUGGAGGAAUUACUGUCGUAUGUGGAAUAUUGGGCACUUUAGCUGGAGGCUUUAUUCUUGAUUUCAUGACUAACACCAUUUCAAAUGCUUUUAAGCUUCUUUCAAUGACAACAUUUAUUGGUGGAGCUUUUUGUUUUGGUGCCUUCUUAUUUAGAAACGAGUAUGGCUUCCUAGCUCUUUUUGCUAUUGGUGAACUACUAGUUUUUGCCACUCAGGGUCCUGUGAAUUAUGUAUGUCUCCAUUGUGUUAAACCAAGUUUGAGGCCGCUAUCUAUGGCUAUGUCUACUGUUGCUAUUCACAUAUUUGGAGACGUGCCUUCCUCUCCUCUUGUUGGAGUUAUGCAGGAUAAUAUUAACAACUGGAGAACGACCGCAUUGAUUCUAACAACUAUAUUUUUCCCAGCAGCUGCAAUAUGGUUUAUAGGAAUAUUUUUGCAUAGUGUGGAUAGAUUUGAUGAAGAUAGUGAGCAUGAAACAUCAAGGGUGGAAAGGACAAGCACUGCACCAUUGCUUGACGAGAAGACUGCAGAAACAUCAGCUUCUCGGCAAUCCCAACAAUGCUGAUUUCCUUAUAUAUAUUUGAUGCCUGUCCAGGCACAAUUGAAAUGUAAAUAACAUUCUUUUUUUAAAAUAUUUUUUCGGAAAUUUUGCAUUUUUCUUUUCUUUUCUUUCUUUGUAAUUAGCCUUCUGCUUUCUCUUGAAGGAAAUUAGUUACAAGAGUCUAUCUUGGCAAUGUA